CGCUGAUUCAGUGACUCCCUGACUCACUCCAUUUAAUCCAUACGAAGGUGAACAUCUCGAGUUGAUUCACUUACCCCUCUAACUGGCCGUAUCGGAUAUCAUGUAGUGAAUCCAGCAUGAUGAUGAAGGUGAUGGUGAUGGUGAAUCUUCUUGUGGUACCUGCGUUUUGUACACAGGCAACCACGACCUUCACCCCACAUCCAUCACCAUCACGAUCAUCAACCUCACUUCUUCACCACCCUACCUCACAACCCAACUUCCUUUCCUGACUACUACUUGAACCCUUUCUCUCUCUCUCUCUCUCUCUCUCUUUUCUUUCGUUCAUCGCCAAACAACAAUCCAUCUCCCCGCACAACCUGGCAGGCAUACUAUCUAAGAACCUCUCCAGCAUCAUCCAAGCGCCGCGCCUGAUCGCUCACCCCCCUCUACCCCAACAACCUCAACUAACCUGCAUUCACCUUUUCUCCACUCCGGCAUUUCACCAUGUCGAUGCAACCAGCUUCGAUGGCAUCUAUGGCUGGCACUGACGCCCCCUCCCUCUUGCUAGCUAUCCCUCUCGAGGUACGCCAUGUGAUCUUCGAGCACGCUGCCGAGCGACAGGUGCCCACUAAGAAGCUCCUCCGGCGAUGGCUCGAGAGGAGGGAUCUCGAGCAAAAGGUGCUGGAACACAACAAAAAGAAUCACUCAAAAUGUGUGGCAUUCGCUGGUCCUGUUUGCGGGGAGGUCAUUCAUUGGUGCGCUGGGUCUGCAGAGUAUGUGGUGAGCUUGGCUGAGACCGGUGACGAAACCGAGAGUGACGACUACGACAGCGACGACAUUGGCAGUGAAGAUGAGGACAACGCAAGAGAGAGCGAAAGUGAGGACGAGAACGAGGAUGAGGACGAGGACGAAGCCGAAGCCGAUGCUGACACAGAUGACGCAGCCGAUUCAGACCUGGAUAACUCGGACGAUCAUGAGGGCGAGGUCGAGACCGACGACGUUGGGCACAACGGGGAGAAUGGAGAGACGACGGACGCACCAGGGAGCCCUUAUUCUGAAACUAUUAACCCUGACGAAGAGAGCCAUAUCCUUGCGGAUAUGUUUCCCUCAACGGGAAACGCAAGCUUGGUGAAUGGGGCUCAAAAUGCCGGACAGCAAGUAGAGGCAGGUGCCGUUGGCACACAGGAUGACGACAGCGUCCCCGACCCUGAACAACACAACAAUACGGGCGAAGGGGACGAUGGUGGCGCGGAUGUAGAGGCUAGGGACGAUGCUCCCAACGCUCCCCAGCAUGGCCGUAAUAGUGUACAGGGUGCGGCCACCAAUAUUCCCAUCUCUCCGCAUCCCAUCUACCCACAUGCGAAGUGGCGCCACAUCCCGAGAUUCGUGCGCAUGUCGCACCCGCCUCCGGCCUUGUCGCUGCUGCUAACCAACAAGGAGCUGAGGAACGAGGCAAUGGAGUGGUAUUACGAGGUUGCGACUCUCCGCAUCUAUGCCACGGCUAGCAUUGCCCAUAUGAGCAUGUUUGAACUCGCCCUCUCGCAGCUCGAGGCAGCCGGAACGUCGCCUCUGGACAAGAUUCGCAAAGUGGAGAUCCUCUUUGUCUGGGACACAGAAUGGAUGCGCGAUCCUCGUCGACAGUUUUGCGAGAUCUGGGAGGUAUUCGUACGGCUGCGCGCCGAUGCUAUGGUCCAGGCCCUGCUUUGUGCCCCUGCGUUGCGGAGCAUUACGAUCGCCUGGCACGACACCGUCUGCGAUGCUGCGAGCACUACCUUCAAGCUCAGCGUCUUGGACAAGUUCGAUGUGGUACCGGCGGACAUCAAGAUCGAGGAGCAUUACCUCGAACCGGGCACGAAGCCAAAGCGUAGGAGUGUUUUGGGUCGCCAGCGCGCCGCCUUCCAGGAGUUCUUCGACGAUGGUUGCCAUUGGAAAUGAGAGUGGCGUGUCGAUCGCGGACGGACAUGCAUGUCUUAUCUUGCGUACGUUUUACCGUAGGAAGGAGACUUGAUGUUCAGGAAAAGCAGCUCUAGGUGGACGUGUGAGGUCGCCCUUCUUACACCUUCACUCGACGACGCGAUGGCGCGAGGCGACUACUGGCCGGUUCUGCGAUUCCAUGAUUUUACGAUGAACGAAUGGAUGAAUGAAGGAACGAACGAACGAAAACGUACGAUUUCCUUUCCAUCGAGCGUGUGGCCACCAACAAUGCUUUUCUGAGGCCCGCCGAUUUUUCCUCACUACCGACCUUGGUAGCUUAAUAGAAUACGACAAGCUUCUCUCACAUAAUAAUAGUAACAAGUGGGAAGCUUAUAGUCAGCCCCAUAGCAAGCAAACAUAAUAG
Aaosphaeria arxii CBS 175.79 is the source of this 2317-nucleotide messenger RNA. RefSeq lists its product as uncharacterized. NCBI's taxonomy places the organism in Eukaryota, Fungi, Ascomycota, Dothideomycetes, Pleosporales. The coding region runs from base 484 to 1914 and encodes 476 amino acids. The record is from RefSeq and is a predicted model, not a curated record. The transcript has a single exon.